This is a messenger RNA of Arabis nemorensis, 1542 nucleotides long. The record is from the annotation of a GenBank genome assembly. NCBI's taxonomy places the organism in Eukaryota, Viridiplantae, Streptophyta, Magnoliopsida, Brassicales, Brassicaceae.
AUGAAGCCAAUCGACGAAGAAGAUAAUCUUUUUCUCAGCAGAUAUCAGUCAUCAGAACUUAAGACUGCUUCGGAGUUUUUAACCAGUUGGUUUCGUUUUUUAUCUAGAGAUCUCUGCAAAGACUGUGUUCAUGUUCUCUCCAAUCGAAUCCGUUCUCUAGACCCAGAAGAGCAUUGUAGUGACAUGACUGUUAAUGGAGAGGAUAAAGCCGGGUUCGAUUCGAUGAUGGAAAACAUGGAAUCUGAUGAAAUCGGUAAUAAUAAUAAUAUGGGCAAUGAUUAUGAUGAGAAGUUUUGUGAUUUGAAAGCUGGGGAUAUUGUAUUUGGAUCUUUGACAAACACUAUAAGAAAUACAAUAUUAGAGCCUUCUCAAUCAACUGUUAUUUCUGAGACGGCGAGUCCUCGAACGUCUUGGGCUGAUAUGGCGGCAGAAGAAGACGGCCUCGAGGAGGAGGAAGAACAUAAGGAGAGUGAUGUGAGUCCUUUCAAGACUCCUGAGAAGCGUAAAUUGUCUAGGGAGCAAAGAGAGCAAUAUCGGUUUAUGAAUGUGAAGAAAAUGAAAGUGUUUACUUGUUUUGAGAGAGUUAAAGGGAACCAAGUUAAUAUACUUGAGGGACUUGAAUUGCAUACCGGUGUUUUUAGCGCGGUGGAGCAGAAAAGGAUUGUUGAUCAUGUCUAUGAACUGCAAGAGAAGGGUCGAAAAGGAGAACUUCAAGAACGUACUUUUACUGCUCCGCGUAAGUGGAUGAGAGGCAAAGGACGAGUUACUAUUCAAUUCGGAUGUUGCUAUAACUAUGCAACAGACAAAGCGGGAAAUCCACCCGGAAUCCUUCAACACGGAGCGGUUGAUCCUAUACCGCCUCUUUUUAAAGUAAUAAUCAGAAGGUUGGUUGGGUGGCAUGUAAUUCCUCCAACUUGUGUACCGGAUAGUUGUAUCGUCAAUAUAUAUGACGAAGGAGAUUGCAUACCUCCGCAUAUCGAUAACCACGAUUUCCUCCGCCCUUUCUGCACAAUUUCAUUUCUUAGUGAGUGCAAUAUACUCUUUGGAUCAAAUCUCAAAACCCUUGGACCUGGUGAAUUUUCCGGUUCAUACUCUAUACCGCUUCCUGUCGGAUCUGUUUUAGUGCUAAAGGGGAAUGGAGCCGAUGUCGCUAAGCAUUGUGUACCUGCCGUUCCCACAAAGAGGAUAUCGAUCACGUUUAGGAAGAUGGACGAGUCGAAAAGACCAGUCGGAUUCACCCCAGAACCCGCUUUACAAGGGAUUAAGCCGUUGCCAUACGAACAGACCGCACCGAGUACUCCUGAUGUUGCAGCCAUUAGCUCAUCAAGAUCCAGCAACGACCAAAAUGGCAGUUAUUACAAGAAUCGAAGUGCACAUAGAGAAGGAAGCAAACAUCUUCAUGAGUCUAGAAAUUAUCAUCAUUCAGAGAGUCGAGAAUGGUCAUCAUCAUCAAGCCAAAGAAGAGGAAACUCACGCUCUACACCAAACAGAGCUAGAGCCAAAGUUCAUAAUCAUAAUAAUACCAACUCCGACCAUGUUUGA